AUUGAAACGAACGACUGCACUGGCUUGGGUGCUGGUUGGGUGCCUCGUCCACUUAGGUUACGUACCUACAGCACGUCAGCCACAGGGGGGCAUCAAAUGGACGCGCCCGAACAGCAGCACUCAGUGAGGCACCACCUACCUCCUGCUGCUGCUGGUCCCCCAGGGCGGGCACGUCACUUCAUCAGCCACGCCAAUCACCAACCUCCACCAACCACCAACCACCUCAGCCUCCAGCCAACCCGGCCGUCCGACCCGUCGCCAGCUCCCCUACCGGCCAACCUAACCAACAACCUUAGCAGCAGCUGCGUGCUCCUCCUCCACCUCGGUCUCAUCGACCAGCCCGUCCGCGCCUCAGAGUCGUGGCUGCCGUCUCCUGCGCGUGGCGCUUCCAGAAGGCCUCGACACCGCAUACGCGUACCGACGCAUCAUCCCCUUACCGGACGAGCGUUGUAGCUGCGCCUCCCCCCGACCCGACCCGACGACGCUUCACCCGCCGUCACCGAGCACUGCGGCCUCGCAUCGCGAGCCCAACCAGCUCACGCACACCUGCACCCGGCAUUGAAUCCGAGGGGACCGGCCGUGGCCCGGUCAUCGUCUCGUGCCAUGUCCGCAGAAAGCGGCGCUGAUUCUGCAGCGCCCAAUCUCAACCUGACGCCCGAGGAGAAGCGAGUCUACGGCGACCUCUUCAAACAGGCCGAUCCCGAGAACCUCCGCGUCGUCACUGGCGAUGCCGCCGUCACAUUCUUCGAUAAGACCCGGCUCGACUCCCGAGUCCUCGGAGAGAUAUGGCAAAUCGCAGACAAGGAGAAUCGCGGGUUUCUGACUCCCGUUGGCUUUGGCAUCGUCCUGCGUCUCAUUGCGCAUGCCCAGGCCGGCCGCGAGCCUCGGGCCGAACUCGCUGUUCAGCCCGCCCCGUUGCCCCGAUUUGAGGGCAUGCAGAUGCCUGCCGCCGCCGCCGCCGCCGCCUCCCCGGCUCUCCAAGCUCAGGGAACUGGCGGCGGAAUACGGAUCCCUCCCCUGACGCCGGACAAGGUGGCUCAGUAUACCAGCUUGUUUGAGCGGCAGGCGAUCCAGGGAAAUAUGCUAGCUGGCGAUCAAGCUCGGCAGAUCUUUGAUAAAUCGGGAAUGCCGAAUGAGACGCUCGGCAGGAUAUGGGCGCUGGCAGACACGGAGCAGCGUGGUGCUCUUGUGCUGGCCGAGUUCAUCAUUGCCAUGCACCUGCUCACGUCAAUGAAGACUGGCGCGCUUCGCGCUCUGCCGACGGUCCUGCCUGCCGGUUUGUACGAGGCUGCCACGCAGCGCGGAUCGAUUUCCGGGCCUCGCCAGUCACCGACGAAUACGGGACUUUCUGCCAUUCCCAGGCAGUUGAGCGGAACGGCUCAACCACGUACCGGGAGCCCCCUGGGGCGAACCUCCCAGUCCGCCGGACCUGCUGGGGGUGAUUGGGCUAUAACGGCCGCCGACAAGGAGCGCUUCGACCAAAUCUAUGCCACUCUCGACAAGACGAAGAAGGGGUACAUUACCGGUGACGAAGCCGUGCCUUUUUUCAGCCAGUCGAACCUGUCUGAGGAGGUGCUGGCUCAAAUUUGGGAUCUCGCCGACUUCAACAGCCAGGGAACGCUUAACCCUGACGCUUUUGCUGUCGCAAUGUAUUUGAUCAGACAGCAGCGCAGCGGCCGCUCGGCGCCUCUCCCUUCUUCUCUUCCUGCCAACUUGAUCCCCCCGAGCAUGCGCAGCCAGCCCCGCCCAGCGGCCGCGUCUUCUGCGUUCGACCCGCCGCCCAUGACCCAGGCCCCUCCACCGCAGCCCAAGUCUGCCCUGGAGGACCUGUUCGGUCUCGAUUCGGGUGCCUCUAGCCCAACGCCAGCUGCGCCGCUUCAGACAACCAUGUCCACAGGCGGUUCGAACGCCAACGACCCGUUCGCAGGAGGGUCCGCGGUCCUCUCGCCGUCUUCUCCCGUCCGCGGAGCCGCGCCGACCUCAACUUUCAAGCCCUUUGUUCCCUCCUCCUCUUUUGGAAGGGGCUUGACCGUGCAGUCAACAGGCGACAAGCCUGCCGUGCGGCAGUCGGAUGAUCUUCUCGACGACCAUGACCCGGAAGCCAGCAAGAAAAUAUCUGGAGAGACAACAGAGCUCGCCAACCUUUCGAACCAGAUUGGCUCCUUGUCCAAGGAGAUGCAAGACGUCCAGAGCAAGCGGACCACGAUCCAAAAUGACCUGAAUCAGUCCAACUCGCAGAAGCAAAACUUUGAGCAGAGGCUGGCGCAGCUGCGUGCCCUGUACGAAAAGGAAGCCGAAGAUACCCGUGCCCUCGAGGAGCAGUUGCGGAAGUCUCGAUCCGAAACACAGAAGCUGCAGGGCGAGUGCAUGACCCUUGAAAGCCAAUACAGGGACACCCAAGCCCAGCACCAACAGUUCCUCAACGCGUACCAAGCAGAUCAGCAAGAGAACACAAAGCUGCGGGAGCGCAUACGGGUGGUGAAUGGAGAAAUUGCACAGCUCAAGCCUCAGAUCGAGAAGCUGAAAUCGGACGCCCGCCAGCAAAAGGGUCUCGUCGCCAUCAAUAAGAAGCAGCUGGCGACGACGGAGGGAGAGCGUGAUAAGCUAAAGACUGAGGCCGAGGAUCUGACCAAGGCAAAUGAGGAGGCCUCUCGACAUAUUGACAGCAGCUCUCCUGUUUCGACGUCUGCCCACGUCGCGAGUCCGGCACUGUCCAGCUCCAGUGGGAACAAUCCCUUCUUUAAGAGAACGGCCAGCACGGACAUCAUGGGCGCAUUUCCUCCCCCAGCAUCCAGGGGCGUUCCCGACAAGUCCUUUGACGACGUCUUUGGCCCCUCGUUCCCAGCUGUCCCAACUAGCACCUCCCCGCCGCCAGCAGCAAUGGCAUUCAAGCAGCAGAAUACGGGCAACUCCGUCGCAAGUGGUGCGUCGUACAACACGGCGUCGUCGACGCCACAGAUCAGCCGACAGGGUACGCUGGCUGCAGAACCUCCGGCCCCUCCGGAGUCGAGGCAGAUCAGUUCUAGCUUCCUGCCUUUCCCUGAUCAUUCAGAGUCACUAUCGUCAUCUCGCCAGGUGUCUCCCCCCGCAUCCCGCGCCGAGGGCUCCGUGGCUGGCUCGGCAACCACGCCGUUGGCUGGAGAAGCAGCCAGUGCAGGCAUUACCAAGGCCGCGUCUACCAGCGAUGAUGGCGACAAGACCGAACCGGCAAGUCCCGCGCCGACUUCUGGUGACGCGAAGGAGACCAUUGCGGGAGAAGUCGCGCCCCAAACUACCACCUCUCCUGGCGCAGUGGAGUUUGGUAAUACCGACCAGGCGAAGGCCAAGGCCGAUUUUGACAACGCCUUUGCAGCAUUCACCUCAUCUAGUAAGAGUCAAAAUUCCACUGCCGCGGAUGGUGCGAAGACGCAGUCCGCCUUCGACUCCGAGUUUCCGCCCAUCUCGGAGCUCGAGCGCGAUGAUGAUUCCGACUCGGAUAGCGAAAGGGGAGGCUUUGACGAUGACUUCACGCCCACGUCGCCGAAGCACAAGGCGGACGGGAAGACGACCGGGUCGGAGCCGGCUCCUGAGGCCAAGCAGAGUGACGCGGCGGCCGCCAAGGAGCCUACAGACGGGUUAAGCCGAGGCUCCGAACAGCCCUCGUCGCCCGCCACAAUCACCACUGCAAAUGUAUUGGCUGCAAAGCCGUCGCCGAGCGCCAACGAUAUUGCCGAUGACAUCUUUGGGUCUUCUUCCCUGCCGCCAGCCCCCCCGAGCUCAGCGCCGAAGAACACGGUGGCUAAAGGGGCGUUUGAUGAUCUAGACGACGACUUUGAGGGCCUCGAGGACGCCAAAGAGGGCUCGGCGGACGACGACUUUGCCAACAUUUCUCGGGAUGAUUUCAAUCCGGUGUUUGACAGCAGUCCUCCACCCAGCCAGACCAAAAGCGAGUCUACAGCGUUUGGCAACGAGAGCAGCUUCGACUUCGUUCCCUCGCACUCCGCCACCGGGCCAGCCGCCGGCGUUGGCGGUGCUCAGCAAAAGCCCGCUGAAAAUCACGACUGGGAUGCCAUAUUUGCCGGCCUCGACUCCCCGAACACAGUCACGCCUCCUGGAAUAAGCAAUACGGGGGCGACGGGCAACGAUGACAAGAAGGAUUCGCGGCCAUCGGCGCCGGGACGUGCUCUCACAGACCAGGGAGAACACGACGACCCGAUACUCAAGAACCUGACAGGGAUGGGCUACUCUAGAGCCGACGCAGUCGCGGCACUAGAGAAAUAUGAUUACAAUUUGGAAAGAGCUGCAAAUUACUUGGCGAGCCAGUCGUAGGACUGCUUUCACGGCAUAUUGACCAGUUGAUCUCGCUUGCCUCGGGGUCAGCCCCAGUCUAUCCUGAGGCCUCCCAUUCGAGAGUCUGAAGAUGUUGUAAUUGUCGCUUUCAUGGCAGCGUAUAGGAGGGAGCAUUUCCUUUGCGCUGCCCUCAUCGUCCUAGCCUUUGCUAGUGCUGCAUCUUGAGCUGGGCCCACGCGGGGCUGCCGCGAGAGGAUGGGUUGUUUGUUUGGAUGUCGGAUUUCAGACACAAAGACGUGUUGCCAUUGUGUGUGUGUGUGUGUGUGUGUGUUGUGUUCUGUUGUGCGGCAUGCCGUGGUGUGUUGUCAAUAGUGUAGGCAUACAGGCAGACAGAGACGAUUGAGACGGUGGGGGAGUGGUUUCUCUUCCAAUGAUACUAUUGCUCAAGUCGCUACUACUGCGAAGUACUCACGCACACUCUCUAUCUAUCGGGGGGCCAAACCGUCUCUUCAGAA
Molecule: messenger RNA, 4784 nt
Organism: Purpureocillium takamizusanense
Lineage: Eukaryota; Fungi; Ascomycota; Sordariomycetes; Hypocreales; Ophiocordycipitaceae
Exons: 5
Coding region: 604-4308 (1234 amino acids)
Biological process (GO): endocytosis; endosomal transport
Cellular component (GO): plasma membrane; cytoplasm
Molecular function (GO): protein binding; calcium ion binding
Source: RefSeq, a predicted model, not a curated record